GUGGUCGCCGCACAACGGAACGGAACGGAACGGAGCGGGUGUUUGUUGAUGACUGAACACAUACUUUAAACCGACAUCAGCUGAUUUCUUUCUUGUCCUUUCAAAAUCAACUUCUAAUUUUAAUUUUUACCAAUGUGUGACUUUGUAUUAUCCCAGCUUGUGUAAUGUCAACUUUCACAGAAGAGAGUCUUUUCAACACAUCUGUUGUGCUUAUGAACUCCCUUUUGUCAAGCGUUUCUAACACAGUACUCUACGCAAUUGGCUUAACCUCAAACGUCACCGAAGGGUGCUCUGAUCUUUCGGCUCUACCCCUGUUGAACUGGCAAGCGUUGUUUUCGUACGACGACUUUCAAGUUGUUCUGCUGAAAGUCUUCCUGUUUAUUCUUGCCUUCAAUCUUGUGUCCAUUUGUAUUGCUUGGAAGGUGUAUGGGAAAAAUAUAUACGAAACUUUUAUGAAACCAGUUACUCCAAAAAUAAUUGAGGACUUGAAAAAGAGUGUCUCUCGUCUAAACUUACCGAAGGAACACUCCCCAAGAGUUUGAGUGCAGCUGCAAGUUUAAAUAGUCUUUGAUUUUAAACUGGUAGAAAAAACUCAAACUCAAAAUGGCAGA
This is a messenger RNA of Frankliniella occidentalis (western flower thrips), 611 nucleotides long. RefSeq lists its product as uncharacterized. The transcript is spliced from 2 exons. Bases 165 to 542 code for a protein of 125 amino acids. NCBI's taxonomy places the organism in Eukaryota, Metazoa, Arthropoda, Insecta, Thysanoptera, Thripidae. The record is from RefSeq and is a predicted model, not a curated record.